Vitrella brassicaformis is the source of this 1488-nucleotide messenger RNA. Lineage: Eukaryota; Vitrellaceae. The record is from the annotation of a GenBank genome assembly.
CGUGAAGUGACCAAUUCAACCCAUGGCAUGAACCGUGUCUGUGCAUGCAAUGCAUUGCAGCACAUCAAGUCGCACCACAUACACAGAGAGAUUCAAAAUGACCCCCCCACACACGCGUCCACCACACCACACCACACACGAGUGGCGCAGCGGCAACCGACAGGAGACAAGACAGGCAGACCAACAGGCAGGGCAUGUUAUAAAUCCCCGCUGCCUGCCUGCCCACCGCGCCAAUCAGUCACAGCUGCUGCCAUCCCAUGUCGGUCGGUCACCCCCCACUGCCUCACUCGUCUUCGUCACCGCCAGCAGCGGCCAGGGUCAUCUGGGCGGCGAUCUGCAUCUUGCGCGCCACUCGUUCCUUGCGCUGCUGGUUGUUGAACUUGACGCGGCGCUCGUACUUGCCGGUGCUGGUCUGGAUGAAGUUGCCCUCGCGCACGUGGACGGGCUCCUGGUCGCGCUUCUUGGCCUCUCUGUCGGGGUUGGCCCGAAUGGCUGCGUGUGCCUUGGUGUACAUGUCCUCGAGGCCGUCAGCGUCGAUGCCGGCGGCGAUGAACUUGGCGAAGUGCUUCUCGUACUUGUCGCCAUCCUCCUCCUGCAUCUGGCUCAUGUACUCGGCCACGUGCUUGCCCAGGAUGCGGUCCUUGUGCUUCUCGGCGUCGUACUCGCCCUCCUUGCCGUCCUCGCUCUUCUUGUACCCCGGGAACCGCUUGUUGGAGUGAGGGAUGUGCAGCCCGCCGUCCACGGCACCCUUGAGCGCACCGAACACGCGGUUGCCCGUCGUGGUGCGCACCAGGCCGACGUCGAGCAGAGCCUUGAAGGGCCGGCGGUCGCCAUCAUGCUCCUCCUCGACGUGGUAGUCCUCGCCGGUCACCUGCUCGACGCCCUUGAUGGCCUCGUCGAGGCCGACGGUCUUGAGGAGGCGGCGAGCCAGGAGGAGGCCGGUGCAGUAGGCGGCGGCGUAGUUGGUGAGCCCCACGGUGACGCCGUACCUGGGGAGCUCGGUGGACUCGGCGCUGGCCAUGACGCGGUCGCCCUGGAUGGUGGCGUAGAUGACCUGGCAGAUGAUCCGCUGGUUGGUGAUGCGCACCACAAACCGGUACUUGGGCGACUGGUACUUGCUCUUCUCCUGCGCCACCAGCCGACGACGGGCGUGGUAGUCCGUCUUGCCCUCACGCCGACGACGGUAUUUGACCUGCCAGGGGGACACACACACACAACCCAGCAUAGAUCAGGCAGCACACUGAGUGAGAGGCGCGUCCAGAGACCCAAUCGAGAUGUGUGGGGGGUCACCUGGUAGCGCUUGAAGUAGGCCUUGUCCUUGACGACCUUGACGAACGCCAUGGCUGUCCCUCAGCCUGCAGCACACAGCCACGCACCCACACACCAGGAUGAGAAAAGAUCUCGGUGAUAAUCGACAGGUGAGUGCUUCCAACGUGCUUGGCAGCGUACCUGGCGUGUCAAUGAGGCUCACGGGAGCUUUUCCCCCCC